AAGAUUGACCCCCAGCAAAAAAGAAAAAAUGUUAGAAACUGCAUAUAUCCAAUCCUCAUUAUGGAAUAUAUACAAUUCCAAUAAGUUGUGGCGGCGUCAAUGAUAAUCCUGAGCAGAGUCUUGCCUCCCUCAGAAACAAUGAUUACUACAUUGAGUUAGGUUUUUCCUUUUUUAUAAAUUCAUACUUGCUAUUUUUGACAAAAAGGCAAAACCACUGUUUUCCUUUAUGUGUGAGGUUUUCAUCUAUAAAAGAGAAGGCUGAUUCCGCAUUAGGGUAAUCUCUGGUGGCCUCUCUUUCGUUUUUCUUCUUUUAGCGCAAGCGUUUUUAAAGUUCACAAAAGCAAGAAGCAAUCAAGAAGAAGCCUUACACGAUGUGUGAGACGUCCUAUCGGAUAUACUGCAAGGGUCUGGUGAGCGAAGAGGUGGUUAAGGAUGAGACUAGGCAGAUUGGUGGUUUUGGUGUGGCCAUCUGUGACCCCGAGGAUAACCGACUAUAUGAGAUGAGGAAAGCUCUGGGAGAUGAAGAGUCCACACAGCAGGAAGUUGCGGAAUUGGCGGCCUUAGUUCAUGGGUUGAAGUGGGCGUUGGAGCUCGAUUUGGCAAGGGUCACAUUCUUCUGUGAUGAUUCCAAUAUCUUAGAAUACGUAACAGGUAAAGCUGAACCAAACGAGUCCAGUGUAGCAACACUUGUGAAGGAAGUGGCUCUUCUUCAGAGCAGAUUCUCGUCUUGCGAAGCACUUCCUGCAUCUGUGAGCAGUGGGAGCAUCACUUUUGUCCUUGAGCAUGCCAGAGCUGCUAUAGCUUCCCAGAUCAGGUGGCGUGAAGGUGACGUCUACAUGGAGACUUGUCCAAUAUGCUGUGAAGACGUCCCGUGUGAUGACAAGUUUGAGGUACCUGGUUGUUUUCACCGCUUCUGCGUUGCUUGCAUUAAGAGACAAGUCGACGAGGCACUAGAUUGGCAUAAACCAGUAAAGUGCCCAAGCUUGGGUUGCAACUCGGUACUACAGAGUGAGGAUUGUGAAGGUGUUUUGGAUCCUGUGCGGCUCAGACACAUGGCUGAAUAUCUUUCGGAGAGUGCGCUGCUUGAUCAUAUGACCCGACAAGAGGAGAGGAGGAUCAAAAAGCAAGAGACUACAGGCUGUACGUGGCCGCCAGUCGAAUGCACGGUUACAAUGGAGAAGACCAAGCUCAUUGAAUACUCAAAAACGUUCUUCGCUGAUGCUGAGCUGUUAGGAGGAGCCAGAAAGUGCAUGGGGUGUGGGUAUUGUUUCUGCGCAAACUGCAGAACAGAAUGGCAUUAUAACAUGACAUGUGAUGUAUUCCGUGAAACAGAGACUUAUAAGUCAUCUCCUGCGGGAUGUUACGAAGCUAUGGCUAAGAGUUUAGGAUGGAGGAGAUGCAGGAAUUGCAAGUCGAUGCUUGCGUCUGAUGGUGAUAGAGGUUGCAACCGUAUUACCUGCUCGUCCAAACGACGAUGA
Molecule: messenger RNA, 1478 nt
Organism: Camelina sativa (false flax)
Lineage: Eukaryota; Viridiplantae; Streptophyta; Magnoliopsida; Brassicales; Brassicaceae
Source: RefSeq, a predicted model, not a curated record